AUGACAGCAAGUGCGAGCCCUUCGGUGACGCCUCCAAACCUGGCCUUAGUUCUAUCAGCCGUCACAAUAAACGGACUACUAAUUAUCUUGGGUACACUGGGUAAUCUACUGGUACUUUUGGUGAUUUUUUUCAACAUUCGACUUGCAACACCAUCUAACCUACUUCUUGGAAACCUGGCCCUAAUUGAUUUAUUAAGUCUGUUUGUCGUCUCUCCUGGUGGUAUCUAUAAAUAUAUGUGCAGGAAAGGUUUUUGUCACGUCCCAGAAACGUUUGUUGUGGCAAAUCGUGGACUUUCACAGUUUAUCGCGCCUGCUGCAGUCUCAAGUUUAUUAUCGAUCGCUGUAGACCGUAUUUUAUCCAUUAAAUAUCCAUUCAAGUACACUUCUAUGAUGACAAAACGACGUGCUGUCGUCAUUAUCUCCCUUACAUGGCUGUUAGGGGCAUUUAUAUCAGCUGUUUUUAUGGUACUAAACUUUAUAUAUAUACAGCCUGCAUACUGCACUGUCAUCAUGUUGGUGACAAUAUUUUUGUACAUUCAUAUCUUCCUGUUUGCUCUGAAAAAAGAAAGACAGAUUGCCAGCUUGCAGAUUUCAAACGUGCAAAGAAAUACAAACUUCUUACAUGAACGAAAGUCGACGAGAACAAUGGCAAUGAUUCUUGGUGUAUUUUGUGCUGCAUGGAUCCCAGCUCUUAUAUUUUACUCAGUAGUUUUUCCAAGUGAUCCACGAUACUUCGACAUACAGAACUGGAUUAACAUAAUAUACUACUUAAAUGCCUCUUUAAAUCCAUACAUCUACUGCGUACGAAGCGCUAACUUUCGGAAGACAAUGAGAAAGAUGGUGAAGGCUUGUAUGCUUCGUUACAGCUGA
Messenger RNA from Pocillopora meandrina, 870 nucleotides. The record is from the annotation of a GenBank genome assembly. Lineage: Eukaryota; Metazoa; Cnidaria; Anthozoa; Scleractinia; Pocilloporidae.